This is a messenger RNA of Oncorhynchus mykiss (rainbow trout), 1385 nucleotides long. It is a transcript of the gene cd79a, whose product is annotated as CD79a molecule, immunoglobulin-associated alpha. Gene Ontology annotation, cellular component: external side of plasma membrane; B cell receptor complex. NCBI's taxonomy places the organism in Eukaryota, Metazoa, Chordata, Actinopteri, Salmoniformes, Salmonidae. The record is from RefSeq and is a predicted model, not a curated record. Gene Ontology annotation, biological process: B cell differentiation; B cell receptor signaling pathway.
AUUUUUUUGUUCUUUUACUGUUUUGAGUUCAAGAACACUGCAGUCACUCAAGCAUAUAUCCUGACACCGAGAGACCAACAAAAGAGGAAGGAAGGUUUAUUCACAAGACAACUGGGUAGAAGUGUAUAGCUGUGUUGAAAGGCACAACACUCAAAAUAACAUUGGACCAAAAUACUUUUUUAUAAAAGGCCUUUUAUUUUCUGCAACGGCUGGCAACCAAUAUAAAACACAGUGAAGAAGAUGGUGGCCGUGACAUUCUUGUUCCUCUGCUUCUGGGCUGUAGGUGUCCACGGUGACCUCAGCCGUAUCCAGGUUACUCUGGAGCCAGACAGGCCCUCUCUGAGGGUGCAGCUCUCUCACACCGCCCACCUGCGCUGCUGCUACUCAGCCACAAGGGGAGCCGUGGAAACCACCUGGUUCAUCAGCAUCCAGACGGUCAACGGCACGUCCGCCCCGCAGGGAGUGGACCGGAGAGACAACCAUGUGACAGUGGAUGGGGGGAACCUGACUGCGGCAGGGGUCAUGUGUCACACACUCAUCCUGAGGGAGGCCCGUCUGAACGACUCAGGGUUGUACCAGUGUUUUCUAAACCACAGCGCCCUGCGGCCCUCUGUAUACACCCACGGCACCUUCCUGCAGGUCUACAGGCCGAUGGUGAAGAUUCUGGACAUCAGUGAAAGCACCAAGAACAGCAUCCUGACUGCUGAGGGAAUGUUACUGAUGGUGGCAGUGCUUCUGCAUGGUACCAUGAUGCUCCGUAAGAUGAAGAAACUCAAUCAACUGAAGAAGAAAAGGGUCAAAGAGGAAGAGGAGAAUAUCUAUGAGGGUCUAAAUCUGGAGGAAUGCUGCUCCACAUAUGAUCAGAUCCAGCGCUCUCUGGUGCAGGGCCCCUACCAAGACGUGGGAAACAUGAUUAUGGAGGAGGAGGAAAUCCAACUGGAGAAGCCUUGAAUGAGAGGGGGGAGGAAGAGAGGGUGGGAGAAGAGUAAUUUGAUAGAACAGAGUUGUGGUGAGGGUUUUGAUAUGAAUUUUCUUAAAAACUGUCCCCCCCCUUACACACACACACACACACACACACACACACACACGUAUGUUUGAAUUUAUAGAGGUGACCUGCGUUUUCCUUGCAGCCUUUGCCUAUAUUUGAAUCUAAUUUCUUAGUGGACCAAAAAGACAGUAACCUACAAUGUCAAAGGGAAUUUGCUUUCAAUUUAGCCUUUCAUUACAAAUGCCAAUAGCUAAACACUUUAUAUUCAUAAAAUAUAUUUUUUUCUGCAUGUUUGUAUUUUCUAUGCUUUUGUGUAUGCAUUGGCCAAAUGUUUUUUUUCCCUCCAAUCUCCAUAAUUCAAGGCCUGAAUUGUGCUUAGUAAAUAAAAUUAUAAAAC